UGUGUUUUGACAGAGACGACGUCUAUUGGUUUUGGCGGCACUGCACACCACUGUGUUGAUAUUUAAAUUUUUCUUUUAAUAAACUUUUAAAAAAAUGAAGAAGGUAAUCCCAUCACAUAGCAUCGAUUUGGGAAAACAGAUCUAUGCUUUCGAAUUGUCCGGAUACGAAUGGUCACAAAAUUUGGCCUGCAUCGCCGUUCAAUCGAAAAUCAUCUUGGGAAUAGUCAGAUUUCCGGAGGAUUCCGAAAACGAAUCAUUCGAUUGGGUACCACUGGAAGAAAUUCAUCACGAGCCUCGAUGCACUUCAAUUGCGUUUGCACCGGAAACAUCACUAGCUGUUAUUCCGAAGGUUGUGAAAUUGGGUGCAGCUGGAGUGGAUUUUAAAAUACGCAUAUUACGCAGCAAUUUGGAUAGUAAGCCUACCGUGCAAAUCCUUCAAGGUCAUAGCAACUACAUCAAUGCCAUUGCUUGGGAUCCAGAAGGUCGAUAUUUGUCGUCAGUGUCCGACGAUAAUUCGUGCAUAAUUUGGACUAACAAUGAUGAACAAUGCAGCGAACAUUCAAUAUUUCCGUUAAAGUCUGCUGGCAUGUCAGUUAAAUGGCAUCCUGACGACAGUGAAAAGAUUUUGGUAGCUGAAAAGAAAGGAAUCAUCCAUAUGUAUAACGUGGCGUCACAACAAGUUGUACUGUCAGUGGAGACAGGAAAAUCGCCGUUAACGAGUGCCGAUUGGUCGACCGCAAACCGGCUGCAAAUAUCUGCGUUGGUCGGUGGAGAUGUUGUCUUUUGGGAUCUACGUAAUUCUUGCCGCUCAUUGGAAACGAAAUCGAUUCACGAAGAUGGUGGACUAUGCGUACGAUUUUCAUCGAACAAUGAAAACGUAACGGCCAGCGUCGGUCGGCCAGAUCUUACGCUUAAAGUUAUGCAUUUACAAUCCCAGAUUCCGCAAAUUGAAGCGCAGUUGAAAUUGUUCGGAGGAUUGUGUUGGCAUUACCGUUUGCCGUAUGUUGGCGUUGCCACGGAUCGUAAACUAUGUUUCUGGAAGGUUAGCACCAAAUAAAAAGUGUUCAAUUUUCAAAGAACAA
Molecule: messenger RNA, 1082 nt
Organism: Bradysia coprophila
Lineage: Eukaryota; Metazoa; Arthropoda; Insecta; Diptera; Sciaridae
Gene: Nup37
Product: nuclear pore complex protein Nup37
Cellular component (GO): nuclear pore outer ring
Molecular function (GO): protein binding
Source: RefSeq, a predicted model, not a curated record